AUACUAACGCACUAUUCUUGUGGAAAUAUGUACAAAAUAUUCCGAAAAUUGUUCUAUUCAACGUGAAACGACUAGCCGGUAUGAAAGCAAAUCAUAUUAAUCUCUGACAUUUCUACAAAAAUAAGCCAACGCCGCCAAGAAUGAAGUGUCACUUGCACGACGAUGGUCAUACAUGAUUUCAAAAGUCCGUGCGUUGUUUUAUCAUCAUGUAUCGCAUAAGGAAUGUAAAAAGUUUAUCGCUUUCCCUAAUAAAUAAACAUUAUAAUUGCCAUCGGAAAAGUUCCGGCUACACGAUAACAACAAAUGAUUCGGAGCAAUCCGUGUCCAUCGAUAUUGGAAAUGAUAAAAAUGUGAAAUUGUCAACGGGAAAAUAUGCUCGAUUUGCGAGUGGAACGGGCGUGUGUCAGAUGGGCAAUACAUCGAUGAUGGUGACAGCUGUUUCAAAGGAUGCGCCGAGUUCAUCGAGCGCAAAUUUUAUGCCUUUAACCGUUGAUUUUCGCCAAAAAUAUGCAGCCGCCGGACGUAUUCCAACCAAUUUUCUGCGAAGAGAGUUGGGUGUGUCUGAGAGAGAAAUCCUAUCGUCACGUAUUAUCGAUCGGUCGGUUCGGCCAUUGUUUCCAGCUCAUUUUACGUGCGAAACGCAAUUGGUUUGCAAUAUGCUUGCCCUUGACUCGAUUUACGCACCGGAUGUGUUGAGUAUAAAUGCGGCAUCGUUUGCAUUGGCCAUCAGUGACAUUCCAUGGAAUGGGCCAGUCGGUGCUGUUCGACUGGGAUUGAUUGACGACAAAGUUAUAUUGAAUCCAUCGCGUUUAGAACUACAGUCAUCCCGCUUAGAUUUGGUUGUGACAGGCACCAAAGACAAAUUAAUUGUUAUGAUUGAAGGCAAAGCCAAUUCCGUUCCGAUGCCAUAUGUAAUGAAGGCAAUCAGUACCGGUACUAAAGCAUGUCGAAAAAUUUGUACGGCAAUUGAAGAGUUUCGAUUGAAAUAUGGCAAACAAAAACGUGAGGUUAAAGUGCCCGAAACGGUUAAUCCGGAGAUCACUGAUGCGGUUCGAUCAAUGUGCGAAAUGCGAUUGAACGAAGUAUUUCAAAACUAUACACACGACAAAAUGAGCAGAGAUCUGGCAGUCAAAGAGAUACGAGAGGAUGUUGUCAAUCGAGUGUGGUCUAGCUAUCCAAACGUUGAUCCAUCAGCAAUUACUGAAAUUUUCAAUACAAUUCUCAAAAGCAUAUUUCGCGAGCUAAUUUUCCAGAACAAAAGAUGUGAUGGACGAGCGUUAGACGAUCUUAGGCCGAUAUCAUGUGAAGUAAAUUUACAUGAGCCAUUGCACGGGUCCUCAUUGUUUCAACGAGGUCAAACUCAAGUCAUGGCCACCGUUUCCUUAGAUUCCAUUGACAGUGCCAUGAAAUUGGACACAAUGUCAUCAAUAAAUACGGGUGUUAAAUCGAAAAACUUUUUCCUUCACUACGAAUUCCCACCAUAUGCGACUGGAGAAAUUGGCCGAGUAGGCGCCGUUGGGAGACGUGAAAUCGGUCAUGGAGCACUUGCCGAAAAGGGAUUACUUUCAAUUAUUCCACAAGAUUACCCAUUCGCGGUGCGAUUGACAUCCGAAGUAUUGGAAUCAAAUGGUUCAAGUUCAAUGGCAACUGUAUGCGCUGGAUCAAUGGCGCUUAUGGAUGCAGGUGUACCGAUUUCAGCGCCAGCAGCUGGAAUCGCUAUGGGUUUAGUAACCAAAUAUAAUCCAGAGAAUCCAACGGAGUUAACUGACUAUCGAAUUUUAACAGAUAUUUUAGGGAUUGAAGACUAUUUAGGAGAUAUGGAUAUGAAAAUAGCAGCAACAAGAGAAGGCCUAACAGCGAUACAGGCAGAUAUCAAAACGCAUGGACUACCAAUGAAAGUGGUUGCAGAUGCCGUCGAUCAAUCAAUUAGGUCAAAGAAUAAAAUUUUAGAUUUAAUGGAAAAAUGUAUAAGAAUGCCGCGGCAAGCGCGAAAAGAGUGUUGGCCGGUGACCAAAGAGAUGAAUAUCGAUCCGGGACAACGGAGCCAAUUGUUCGGUCCCGGUGGUAUGAAUUUGAAGAAAAUCUUCCUGGAAACGGGCGUUCAUUUAACUGAAACCGAACCAAAUGUAUUUAAUAUUUUUGCGCCAUCGCCAAUGUCGUUAAACGAGGCGGAGGCGCUCAUAAAAGAGCUAUUAGCGUCAAAGACAGUGCCGAAUUUAGAAUUUGGUGGGAUUUAUGUGGCGAAAAUUGUGGAAAUGAGGGAAAAUGGUGUGAUGGUCACUCUCUACGAUGGCAUGAAACCAACACUUAUUCAUGUAGCACAGCUGGAUAGUAGGCGUGUUGCAAAUCCGGCAGCAUUGGGAUUCGAAGUGGGUCAAGAAAUCAAAGUGAAAUAUUUUGGCAAUGAUCCUGUUUCGGGAUUUAUGCGAUUAUCACGGAAAAUGAUAACGAAUACGGCCACCGAUGUAACAAUAAACCUUACCAAAUAAAA
Molecule: messenger RNA, 2491 nt
Organism: Sitodiplosis mosellana (orange wheat blossom midge)
Lineage: Eukaryota; Metazoa; Arthropoda; Insecta; Diptera; Cecidomyiidae
Gene: PNPase
Product: polyribonucleotide nucleotidyltransferase 1, mitochondrial
Exons: 6
Coding region: 207-2489 (760 amino acids)
Biological process (GO): mitochondrial mRNA catabolic process; mitochondrial RNA 3'-end processing
Cellular component (GO): cytosol; mitochondrion
Molecular function (GO): 3'-5'-RNA exonuclease activity; RNA binding; polyribonucleotide nucleotidyltransferase activity
Source: RefSeq, a predicted model, not a curated record